This is a messenger RNA of Hevea brasiliensis (rubber tree), 1341 nucleotides long. RefSeq lists its product as uncharacterized. The coding region runs from base 1 to 1341 and encodes 446 amino acids. Lineage: Eukaryota; Viridiplantae; Streptophyta; Magnoliopsida; Malpighiales; Euphorbiaceae. The record is from RefSeq and is a predicted model, not a curated record. The transcript is spliced from 4 exons.
AUGGCUUAUGUAGUAGGGGGUGAAAAUAAGGAAAAGGAAAAUGAGAAGUUGUCUGCUCUAGAGGAAAGACUAAGAGCUAUAGAAGGUUUAAACAUGUAUGGCUCAAUUGAUGUAUCUUCACUGAGAUUAGUACUAGAUGUAGUAGUACCACCUAAGUUUAAAGUCCCAAAUUUUGACAAGUAUACCGGAAAUUCAGAUCUCCGCAUCCAUUUGGCCACUUACAUAGUGAAAAUGUCUACCCUCACAGAAGAUAACAGACUUUUAGUCCAUUUCUUUCAUGAAAGCCUAUCCAGGGCAGCCUUACGAUGGUGCAUACAGCUAGAUAUGAUGCAGAAGAAGGAAUAUGCACAGAGAUGGAGGGAGAAGGCAGUUGAGGUAUAUCCUCCAAUUACUGAUAAUGAGCUUUGCUCUCUAUUCAUCGAAACCCUGAAGGCCCCGUAUUUUAAUUUGAUGAUCGAAAAUAUGUCCAAUAGCUUUUCUGACAUUAUCCAGGCCGGCGAAAGGAUUGAAGCUAAUCUCAGGUUAGGAAGGUUGCAGGAGUUGACUGGAGAAAACUCUGCAAAGAAAACUGCCAAUUUCAGGAAAAAGAGAGAAGGUGAUGUACACUCUAUCACCAGACAAGCUCAACCACCGCUCCCUCAAAAUAACUUUCGACCAUACCCUCCAAUUCAAGGUCCAAUGAUAGCAAAUUUAAGACCACCUGCUCCUCAAACCAACCCAAGACCACCAAGGAAUUUUGAUCCGCCCCUCCCUCUUUCGCUCAGUGAAAUCUAUCGAUACCUAUUAGGUAUAAAUCAGAUAGUGCCCAUCCCCCUUGACUUGGUUCAGCCACCAUAUCCUAGGUGGUAUGAUGCUAAUGCUCGAUGCGAAUAUCAUGAUGGGGUAGUGGGGCAUUCAACUGAUAAUUGUGGAGCUCUUCGGGGAAGGGUACAGGAUGAAAGAUCAAUCUUGGAGGUAAAUCAGCUGAUUCCGCAUUUCAAGGAGAUUUUUACAAUUGCGGUAAGAGAGGGAUAUCUAUGCCCUCAGGGAUUUGGGCCGAGAAGUGAUCAGUAUAAUUCAGGAUGCCUCUACCAUGGAGGAGCAGCCGAUUAUGAGUUACACAACUGUGAUGAAUUCAGGCAGGAAGUUCGGAGAAUGCUAUCACUCAGAAUUUUGAGAUGUCAGUGGAGGUCAAGGAUAGAGGAUGAAGUGAACAUAGCCAGGUUUGGCCGAGAUACCUCUACCCCCAAUCCAAGAAUAGUCUUUUCUACUCCCAACACACUAACAGCACCAGUACAACAAAUAACGAUCAUCCGAACUCCGCCUCAACUCCCAGUCACUAAUACCAAUGCAGUACCUUAG